Molecule: messenger RNA, 2506 nt
Organism: Nelumbo nucifera (sacred lotus)
Lineage: Eukaryota; Viridiplantae; Streptophyta; Magnoliopsida; Proteales; Nelumbonaceae
Product: APETALA2-like protein 3
Biological process (GO): regulation of DNA-templated transcription
Molecular function (GO): DNA-binding transcription factor activity; DNA binding
Source: RefSeq, a predicted model, not a curated record
AUCUCUUUUUUUUUUUUUCUGUUUUUUCUUUUUCAAAAUUUCGAGCUUCGGUUUCUCUCUUCUAUAAGUAUUUUCAGUUCUAUGGCCGUUUGUUACUAAGUUCUGUCUCCUCCUUCCCAGGAACCCGACAGACAGACGGUCGUGAUUUCUCCCCCAACGAUCAUCUUCAACCCAAUAUGAUCAACGCUUCUUUUUCCUCUCUCUGAGUAAAAGAGAAAUGCGUCCGUCUGUGCGAAAUAAGGCUUCACACUCUUCUUACUCAGUUACUUCUCCGGCCAGAGUCGCCGGCUGUUGCCUACUAUAACUUAUUGGUUCGAUACCCUCCAGCAUCAUCAGUUUAUCUCUUAUCUGGCUUCACUCCUUUUUUUUAUUUUGCUUUCGAUCGUAUUUCUUCUCGUGUCUGUUCGAUCGUCUCUCUGACUUGAAUUUUUGUGCGCCCACCGAACUCUGUUUUUUUUGUAUAUGUAUUUCUCAAUUGUUAAGUUUAUUGUCUGGAAUAGUCCUCUAAAUGCGCUGUAGAAGGAUAGAAGUAACAGAGAUUUCUGGGUGUCGAAGAGCUAAUGUUCCUUAGACGCCUCUCUGCUUUACCUGCUCUGGCUCUUCUUCAUCAGAUACACAUAUAAACACCCUUUCGGAGUUUUCUUGGCUUAAGGACGCAAGAUCAAUCGAAGAAGGAAAGAGACAAAGUACAAGUAAACCACAUAAAUUGUUGACGAAUUGGAAGCCGUGAUGUUGGAUCUUAACGUUGUUUCCGCUGAUUCGACCUGCGAUGGAGAUAGGGUGAUGAUUGGCAAGCUUCCGGUGGUUUCCGGCGGCCAAAUGGACGAUUCCGGCUCCUCGAAUUCCUCCGUUGUCAAUGCUGAUGCUUCGAGUAACGGAGGAGAUGAUGAUUCCUGUUCAAUUCACGACAGGCGUCCUGGCGGCGGCGAUCUCUUCGCCUUCAGCUUUGAUAUUCUGAAAAAAGAGGCUGCUGCCGAUGAGGACGACGACGACGAAGGUGAAUCAGAGAACGGUAAUAUGACGUUGCCGAGUGGUUUCGUUACGAGGCAGCUCUUCCCGGUCACAGCGGACGGAGGACGAGGAGUAGCUGCUGGGGAUGCUGGCUCCCGUUUAGGGCCGUCUUCCUCUUCCUCUUCUCGGCCGCAUUGGGUGGAUCUGUCAUUCUGCCAACCGGACACCGGUGGCCAGCCGGGGAUGAAGGUCUUGCACCAGCAGCAGCAACCGCAGGUCAAGAAGAGUCGUCGUGGGCCCAGGUCUCGAAGUUCUCAGUAUCGGGGAGUUACAUUUUAUCGGAGGACUGGGAGAUGGGAGUCCCAUAUCUGGGAUUGCGGAAAACAAGUGUAUCUGGGUGGAUUUGAUACUGCGCACGCUGCUGCGAGGGCAUACGAUCGAGCUGCUAUCAAAUUCCGUGGAGUUGAUGCGGAUAUCAAUUUUACUCUCAGCGAUUACGACGAAGAUCUGAAACAGAUGAGGAACCUUACCAAGGAAGAAUUUGUGCAUAUUCUUCGACGCCAAAGCACCGGAUUUUCAAGAGGAAGCUCAAAAUACAGAGGGGUGACGUUGCAUAAAUGUGGUCGGUGGGAAGCUCGAAUGGGGCAGUUCCUUGGGAAGAAGUAUAUAUAUCUUGGGCUAUUCGACAGCGAAAUAGAAGCCGCAAGGGCUUAUGACAAGGCAGCUAUCAAGUGCAAUGGAAGGGAAGCAGUGACCAACUUCGAGCCCAGCACCUAUGAAGGAGAGAUAUCCUCUGACGCUGAUAAUGGAGGCAACGGUCACAUUCUUGAUCUGAACUUAGGUAUAUCUCCCCCAUCUUUUAUGGAUGGCCCUAAGGGGAAUGAAAGUGUGGGGGGAUUCUGUCUUCAUUGUGAGCCUGGUGACAUUCCUGACACAAGGAGAACAAGGAUGGAGAACCUUCCUUCAGCGACAGUGGGUGGUCAAGCCUCGCAUGGCCCAGCGAUGGCAUCAGAGAACCCUCCCAUCUUGACUGGUGUAUGUCCUAGUUACUUUCCCAAUCAUGAGGAAAGAAUGGCAGAGAAGAGGGCCGAAGUAGGAUCGCUUGGACUCUCCAACUGGGCAUGGCAAAUGCACGGCCACAGCGGAGGCACUGCAACCCCAAUGCCACUGUUUUCUACUGCAGCAUCAUCAGGAUUCUCAUCUUCUACAGCCAAUGCUUCAUCAGCUGCCCUUCCUCCACCACCCCCUUUGAAUACAUCCCACCAACACUAUUAUCCUCCUAAUCCCACAAAUCCCAUGGCCAACACGUCUCACUUCUUUUAUUACAGGAGCUGAAAACAACAGACAUAGUCCGUCUGCUCAGACAUAGGUGGAUGGGCAAACAAAACAAACUCGAGCAUGUUAGUUUUUUUUUUUAUUUUUUUUAAUUGAUUCACGAAUGUUUUUUUUAUAUUAAUACAAUUAUUAUACAUGCCCAAUUAAGACCAAGAUCUGGCAUGUAACUUAAUUCCUUGACAAAUUGGUCUCUUCUUGAUUCAUAUGCUCUUAAUCUUUA